AUGGAGCCAUUCUCGUUCGCCACUUCCGACUCGCUCGAUUAUCCCGUCAGCAUCCGCAUCAUCAACCUCGAGGGCUCCGAGCCCCCGCUCCCGUUUUCCACCCUCCUUGAACACCCAGAACUACGGCAUAUUGGAUCCAACCAAAGUCCCCACUCAGAUCUCUACGUAACGGUUCAAGUGUGGGCCGGAUCUAAGCCCUUGACCGUCCCAGUCCAGACGGCUUACAAGUCUUUUCGAAAUGAGAGGCGAUGGAACGAGUGGCUUACGCUGCCCGUAAACUACUCGACUCUGCCCCAGAACUCACGCCUCGCCAUCACCAUCUGGGAUGUGUCCCCCACUGGAGGUCCGGGAGCACAUGGGCACGCAAUCCCGUUCGGGGGGACAACGCUUCCGCUGUUCGAUAAAGAUAACCAGCUUCACAAGGGCCGCCAAAAGUGUCACGUCUACAGGCACCGACGGGCCGAUGGCAACGAUGAUUCCAAGACACCCGCCAUUCUUCCCAAGAAGAAGUCAAGGAAGGGAGCACCAGAGGAUAAGGACGCUGAUGAAUUAGACCGGAUGGAAAAGCUCUUCAAGAAGCACGAGAUGGGCGAGAUUCCUCGCGUCGACUGGCUGGACCAGCUCGUCUUCCGGGGGUUCGAGAAGCGCGGGCUGCAGUCCGCCAGGUCGCACACGAAGAGCGCCCAGCAACAGAAGGCCGCGCGAGCAGAUGCCUUGAAAGAUGGGGAAGACGCUGACUCUUCACCGGAGCCCUCGAACUUCCUGCUGAAUGUCGAACUCCCCAGGUUCGACUUCCCAAUUGUCUUUGCCGACCACGAAUACUCACCUCCGCCUGUCUCGUCCUAUUUGCACCCCUCUUCCUCGCAGUCGAACCUCGUUCUCAGACCCCCGCCAGAGAUUCAGCUCGGCCCGGGCAUCAAUGCGGCAGAGGACGACGAAGGUUACGGCGGACGCUUGAUCCGAGUGUACGACCCGGAGGUUGCGGCAAAGGAUAAUCCGGCGGAGAGCAAGCACCGAAGGCUUAUCCGCGGCCAGCACCGCAACGGCAUUUUGGACAAGGACCUGAAACCAAACGCCAAGGUCCGGGACGAGCUGAACACGAUAAUGGCAUAUUCGCCAACACACACGCUCUCUCCCGAUGAGAAAGAUCUCAUCUGGAAGUUCCGCCAUCACCUGACCCGCAACAAAAAGGCCAUCACCAAAUUCGUCAAGUCGGUCAACUGGCAUGAUCAGUCAGAGUCUAGACAGGCCGCUCAGAUCCUGGGGAAAUGGACCGAUAUUGAUGUCGACGAUGCCCUCGAACUACUCGGGCCUACCUUUGACAACUCGGCCGUGCGAGCCUUUGCCGUCGACCGCCUGCGCAAGGCCGACGACCAAGAGCUACUUCUCUACCUGUUGCAGCUGGUGCAAGCACUCAAGUACGAACACAUCUCCCCGCAGCCUGGUCACGAAGUGACGCAGGACUCCUCCCUAGCCCGCUUUCUCAUCUCGAGGGCUGCCAACAGCUUCACGCUUGGCAACUACUUCUGGUGGUACGUCAUGGUCGAGUGCGAUGACAAGUCGCUGGAUCAAGGAGCCGACAACCAAGCCAUCUAUGGCAAGAUCGCCUACGACUUCAUGACGGAGCUUGUCAAGCGGCCAGGCGGGGAGGAAACGCGAAAGACGUUGAAGAGACAGGCCGAGUGGAUUGCCAUUCUCUCCAAGAUAUCUGGUGAAAUCAAGGAGUCGAAUGAGUCCAUAGCCAAGAGAACGGAGCGAGUCAAGCAAUUCUUGGCGGACCCUAGGAACGAGCUCGUCACCAUCGACCCACCCCUACCGCUCCCUCUCGACCCGUCGGUGGAGAUCAUCGGCGUCGCUCCGGAGGAUACUGUGGUCUUCAAGUCAUCUUUGCACCCGAUCAAGGUUUCGUUCAAAACCACGUCGGGCCGCAAGUACCCCAUCAUCUUCAAGACGGGCGACGACCUUCGCCAGGAUCAGUUGGUGAUCCAAAUCAUCACGUUGAUGGAUGACCUCCUCCAGAAGGAGAACCUCGAUCUCAAGCUCUCGCCGUACAAGAUCCUCGCGACCAGCACAAGCGCCGGCCUGUCACAGUUUGUCCACUCGAUGAGCUUCCAGAGCAUCACGUCCAAGUACCGCAACAAUCCCGCGCUCGCUUACCUAAAGCAGAACAACCCCGACAGUCAGGGACCCAUGGGUCUGCGGAAGGAAACUUUGGACACCUUCGUCAAGUCGUGCGCCGGCUACUGCGUCAUCACCUACAUCCUCGGCGUGGGCGACCGGCAUUUGGACAACCUGCUCCUCGCCCCCGACGGCCACUUCUUCCACGCCGACUUCGGCUACAUCCUCGGCCGCGAUCCGAAGCCGUUCGCGCCGGCCAUGAAGCUCUCCAAGGAGAUGGUCGACUGCAUGGGCGGCUCCAACUCGGAGCAUUACCGCCAGUUCAAGCAAUACUGCUUCCUGGCGUACAGCGCCCUGCGCAAGAACUGCAACCUGAUCCUCAACCUGUUCACGCUCAUGGCGAACGCCAACAUUCCCGACAUCAAGCUCGAGCCGGACAAGGCGGCGCUCAAGGUCAAGGAGCGUUUCCAUUUGGAGAUGGACGAGGAGGACGCCAUCCGGCACCUGGAGAGGAUUAUGGAUGACAACCUCAACGCCCUGGUCCCGGUUGUCAUUGAUAAGCUGCACGAGUUGGUACAGGCGUUCCGGGCGUAG
This is a messenger RNA of Thermothelomyces thermophilus ATCC 42464, 2712 nucleotides long. RefSeq lists its product as uncharacterized. NCBI's taxonomy places the organism in Eukaryota, Fungi, Ascomycota, Sordariomycetes, Sordariales, Chaetomiaceae. Bases 1 to 2712 code for a protein of 903 amino acids. Gene Ontology annotation, molecular function: 1-phosphatidylinositol-3-kinase activity. The transcript is spliced from 3 exons. Gene Ontology annotation, biological process: phosphatidylinositol-3-phosphate biosynthetic process; autophagy of peroxisome; phosphatidylinositol-mediated signaling. The record is from RefSeq and is a predicted model, not a curated record. Gene Ontology annotation, cellular component: phosphatidylinositol 3-kinase complex, class III, type II; membrane; phosphatidylinositol 3-kinase complex, class III, type I.